AAUUUUUAUACAAAAUCAAAAUUCAUGUUUUGGUUUUAUCUUGCUGCUAAAACUGUGUUUAUAAACAGCAUCAACAGGACAGCGACCUAUAUCUUUACAAUGUAGAUUGUAGACAGCAUCUGGUUAUAUUUUAAAAAUAACAUUUAAAAACUUCUGCUUUGAUGUCUAUAUACCUUCGUAUUUAUUGUUGUUUGCUUUUUUAUUUAUACUAGUUUUCUGUCGAGUGUCGAUAUUAUGUCACGAAGAAACCAUUAUUACAAUAAUUACGGUAAUUUCUCCCAACACGAACAGUAUCCAAACUAUCACUAUGGUGCGUAUCAAACAGAACCCUACGAGAACGAUGGUAACAACUAUUAUACUAAUGGAAAUAUUACAAGAAGAACAAAUAGUAAUGCAUUCCGAAAUUGGCAAUACCAGAACCAAAAUUAUGGUGGAUUUGCAACUUAUGAUAAUAAUAUGCAAUAUAGUAACUGGGAAUAUAGAAAUUAUAUGAACCAUGCAAACCAAUGGGACAGAAGAAAUAGAAUUUCUAAUGAUAACACCAACUUAAGAAGUAAUAAUUAUAGCCACAACAGCAGUCCAAACUUCCCCAGUGAUAGAAAGUUUGUUAGUAAAUUUUCAAACAAUAAUUCCAGCCAAGCAAAAAAAUCUGCUGGUGUAUUUUCUAAUAAUAAUUCCAAUCAAGCAAAACAAUCUGCUGGUGUAUUUUCAAAUAAUAAUUCCAACCAAACAAAACAAUCUGCUGGUAUAUUUUCAAAUAGUAAUUCCAACGAAGCAAAACAAUCUGCUGGUGUACAUGAUAAAGAUAGUAUAAAAAAUACAAUAUGCCGUGAAGUUGAUAAAAAUUUGGAGAAUAUAGAAAGACCAACAACAAGAAUUAUAUCUAAGAAGAGUCUUAGUGAAGGGACUGAAAAUCCAAAAUAUGAGCAAACAGAGCCUUACAGUUACACAGAUUAUUGGUUGAAAGGAAGAGAGGGUGAUGUUAAAUCACCAUUAGUUGAGGAGUUUGAGGAACCAGAAGAUCCAUGUUAUGUGUUAGAAACAAGACAGAGAAAAAAAUUUAAAAAUACAACAAACAAAAAACAAAAUAAAGAAUUAAAAGCAACUAAAUUUGAAAAAAAGGCUAAAAAAAUUUUCACUACACCUGUUGAAAUGAGUAAAGGUAAAAGUUUACUUGAGAAGAUGGGGUGGAAAGGUGGAGGUUUGGGCAAAGAUGGGUCAGGAAUUGUGGAGCCUGUUACACCUAACAUGAGCUAUGUUGGAGCUACUCUGGGCCUUGGACAAGCGACUGAAGAAGAUGAUGACCUACAUUUUACAGACCGCACAUAUUUGAGGACACUCAAGGUUAUUUUGGAGUUUGUAAAAAAUGAUCUAGAAAAUGAAUUGAAAUUCGAUACCAGAUUGACACCAAUGGAGCGAAAACGUAUUCAUAGAACAGUACAAGAGAUGAGAGAUGGCGUCGAAAAAUUUCCAGAACCAUACAAAUCUGUGAUCAGAGAUAUUUGUUACCACAAUCACUAUGAACUUUAUACCGAGAGUGAAGGAUUCAAGAAAUCGAGGCAUCUCAACUUGUACAAAGAGCCAAAUGACCAUAUGUAUAUAGUAGUUCCGGAAGAUUUAAAUGAAGAAGAAAAUGUCAAUGUAGCUUGUAAGAAAACGAAAAAUACAAAAAGUAAUAAUGGCACAGGAACUGCCGAAAGUGACAUUAUAAGUGCAGAAAAUGAAGUUAAAGAGAAUAACGUUUCUACUGAAGAUAACAGUGAUGUAGUCACUACUCAAUUUAUUGAGCAAAAUGUUAUAAGCAUCGAAGAAGAAAAUAAUGUUAGUCUAAUAGGAACUGAAACAAAAGUUCUAGAAAAUAAUGAAGCGAUUAAUCAUGAAAAUAUUUUUUUUGUAAAAGUUGAUAAUACAGAUAAUGAAGUACUUGAUAAGGAUUGUCAAAAAAAUAUAUAUACCUCUAAUGAAGAACAAAUUCAAACACAUUUACAAGAUACCUGUGAUAUAAAAAACGAAUUGAGUGGCCAGGAAAAUGAUAAAGUCAGUAAUCAAGAAAAAAACUCAUAUACAGAAAAUGAUGUACCUAAUAAAAAUAGUCACGAAUACUCAUUAAAAGUAACUGAAAAUCUCCAAGGAAGCGUACACAGUGUUCCUAAAAUUGAGAGUAAUUCUAACAUCGAUAAAAACAGUACCGCAGUAAAACCCGACACGAAAAAUAUAACUAAAAAGCAGAUAGCAAGACUAAAUGCUGAAAAAAAGAAAAAAGAAAAGAAAAUAAAAGCAAAACAUAUUGUAAUACAUAUUGAAAAAAAGGAAAAUAAUAAAAGAGAAGAUAAUGAAAUCUUAGAUACUAUCAUAAAGUAUUUUGUAGAGUAUACUCAAGAUCCACUAGUAACAGAAUUUAGAUUUCUGGGUCCUUUUGAUUACAAAGAGAGAAAAGCUAUUGACACGUUUUUCAAAGUUUGUAAAGGGAUACAUAACAUUGAUAGAAGCCGGGAAGUUCUAGACCUCUUCGAUUGUAAAGAGUUCUAUCUAGAAGUAAGACAAGAUAACAAUGGAAGCGAUGUAAUCUUUAAAAUCUCGAAGGAAAGGGAUUCUUCUGUCAACAAAUAGGUAGAAUCGUAAUGAAUGUUUAAAUGAAGUUAAUCUUAGUUGUUUUACCUACGAAAUUCUGAUUUCACUGAGAAACUUUUUUGCAUGUUAAGAUAGGUAUAUGUAACACUGUUCCUAGAUAAGGUAAGCUAAAUAUUUUAUAGCAAUAGAUAAUAAUAAUUACAGUGCUCCCAAAGUGACAAUGCGCACAGAAAUGUUCGUCAUUGUUCGGCAACGGUCGUAUUUCCCGAGCGUCGGAAGACGAUAUGUAUAUAGAGUGGUUAAUUGCGUUUAAGAUAUUAGUCAAAGUUUGUCUUGAUUGGCUUUAUUUAAAAAAUAAAGGAACAUAUUAAAUACAAUUUGCCUAGCUUGUGACUUAAGCGCCUUCACAUGUUAAAGUAUCCAUUCUGGAAGAAUUCUUCUGAAAGAAAAUGGUAUCAGCGGUGUUAGGCAUAUUUUUUAUUUAUUUGUUGUAUUUCUGCAUGAAGUAUUGAUACUAAUUUCCUAUUUUAUACAAAAUUUUAUUAUUUAAAUUUGAA
Molecule: messenger RNA, 3128 nt
Organism: Aricia agestis (brown argus)
Lineage: Eukaryota; Metazoa; Arthropoda; Insecta; Lepidoptera; Lycaenidae
Exons: 7
Coding region: 235-2610 (791 amino acids)
Molecular function (GO): nucleic acid binding
Source: RefSeq, a predicted model, not a curated record